This is a messenger RNA of Clunio marinus, 2429 nucleotides long. The record is from the annotation of a GenBank genome assembly. NCBI's taxonomy places the organism in Eukaryota, Metazoa, Arthropoda, Insecta, Diptera, Chironomidae.
AUGUAUACGCAUGAUACAAACCACAGUUCCAGGAUGGACAUCUCAUCACCGACACCAUCUGAUCAGCAAUAUUCACUCAAAUGGAACGACUUUCAAUCGUCAAUAUUAACGUCAUUUCGACAUCUUCGUGAUGAAGAAGAUUUUGUUGACGUAACUUUAGCAUGUGAUCAACGAUCGUUUACAGCCCACAAGCAAAAUCAGAGUUCAACAUCAAUUCCAUGGGAUCUGAUUGCAGAUGAUUCAUCACAACCGACACCACCACCACAGAAACGAAUUAAGUCGGCCGAGCUUUAUAAGAAACAACAUGGGCUCACGGAUGACCAAUUGAUUGUGCGCGAUCAUGUUUCAAUACAUCAGCAUGCCUUGCGACGCGAACGUGAUAAAUCGAAAGACUCUCGUGAACGUGACAGGAGCUUAGAAAUGAAGGAAUCUUUGUUGAGUCAGGCUUUAGAAGGUGGACCGACACUUACGAUUCCUACGCAGCACUCGGAUUUGCAAUCGCUACAAGCGCAAAGCACUGGUGAAGAUUCAAAUAGUAGCGAUACGGUUGCUUCCGAUGCGGGAGAUGGAGCGAUGGAUGGCUUAAAUGGUUCCUUGGAUCAUUCGCGAACACCUUCAUUUGCCAAUUCUUUUCUCGGUCUUCAAAAUCUUCCUGGUUUACUUCCCGGCCCUUCUGGAAUGCCCGACAACUUUGAUGCUCAACAACAUUGUGUAGCCGUUAUAAAGCAGGAAGUUCAUGAUAUUGAUGGAGAUGAUGAUGAUGAUGAUGGUGAUGUUGAUGAUAAUGAAAUGCCACAUGAAAAGUCGGUUAGCAUAUCUUCACCUUCUAAUGCAACUAAGUCUGUUGUCGCUCAUGAGUCCGCAGGUCUUCCAUCUGCAGUCACAACACUCCAACAAACUCAGAAAAGCUUUAAGGAACGCUUCCGACAACAGCAAGAAGAAAUUGUAAAUCGAUUACAUAAGGCUGUAACCGAUAACCUGAAACUCAUGAAUCAGGGAACGGAAUCAUGUAAUGGAAAUGGUUUUGCAAAUAAACAAGACGAUUUAUGUUCGAACCGCAAUCUAAAUAUGAACUUAAGUGCAAACAGCAGUAGGUUCGCCGUCAGAAAUUACAAUGGAAGCACAUCAGAAGUUAAAACGUGUCGCCUUAAUAAAAGUAAAAUAAGUAACGCGAUGAGUGUUGUGCAACAGCUUCACUCAAAUGUACCAAAUGAUCUCUUUUCAAGUCUUAUUGAUAACGACGAUAACAAUAAUAACAAUAGUAAUAAUAAUUUAUUGCACGAUGAUAACAAUAGUGAUAGCAACUAUCUUCUGCCAUGCCCACUUUGUGAAAUUCCAUUAGAACCACGCGUCUUCCGACAACAUUUGGAUCGGCAUUAUCCACGUGAUAGUCCAAUAUGUCCGGUACUUCAAUGUGGCAGACGCUUUGCUCAUCCAAAUAGUGUUAGAAAUCAUAUGAGGUUGAAACAUACGAUACAAUGGAAUCGCAUGAAAUCAAUGAGAUCAUCGGGUGUUUCACGUCGUUCUCUAGAAAUGCGUGUAAGAGCUACAGAUCCCCGUCCAUGUCCAAAAUGUGGUAAAAUUUAUCGUUCAGCACACACAUUGAGAACACAUCUUGAGGAUAAACAUACAAUCUGUCCAGGCUAUCGAUGUGUUCUUUGUGGAACUGUCGCCAAAUCAAGAAAUUCACUUCACUCUCAUAUGUCACGUCAGCAUCGCGGAAUCUCAACAAAAGACUUGCCUGUUUUGCCUAUGCCAAGUCCAUUCGAUCCUGAACUUGCAUCAAAACUUUUAGCAAAAGCUGGAGUUUCAAUUUCAGCUGCUGAAUUACGUGCUCGUGCAUCACCAACAGGUUCACGAAGAUCAGAUAUGAAGCUUGAAAUGAGAUCAGGUGAAGACAGUGAUCUUGAUGAUCCUGAAGAUCUUACCAUGGCCCAUGGAUUGGGAAAUAGCGGUAGUAAUAAAUUCAACACGGGAUUUUCAUCUAAUCCUUUCAAUCAUCCAAACACCACAAUCACACGUGUUCGUCAAGAUGCACAAAAAAUGCUGGAAUCACAAAAAGACAACGCGAUGCAGCAUAGUGCAGCGACAGGUUCUGCGAUUUUAGAUACUUACUUGCAAUUUAUAACAGAAAAUACUUUUGGUAUGGGAAUGACACAAGAACAAGCUGCAGCAGCAAUUCAUGCCGCAAAAAUGGCACAGAAAAUGGCAAUGGAGAGAAAUUUUGAUAAACUUCCACCUGGUUUCUUUCCACCACAUCUCGAUAUCUCCAAGAUAACAAAUCAAGACUCGAAUUCAAAAAACUUGAACCUUCCGAACGUUACUAUCGAACCAACGUCGAAUAAUUCCGGCCACAAAUCGCUUAACUUAUCUGGCAAUAGUGGACUUGACAUUCGGAGGAGUGAACAUUCGGAACGCGACGAUCAAUC